Molecule: messenger RNA, 4154 nt
Organism: Manis javanica (Malayan pangolin)
Lineage: Eukaryota; Metazoa; Chordata; Mammalia; Pholidota; Manidae
Gene: BNIP5
Product: BCL2 interacting protein 5
Source: RefSeq, a predicted model, not a curated record
CACUCUAGAAGCUUGUGGCAGGAAUAGCAUCAUCUUCUCCCUGGGCUACCUACCCUCAGUGGACACAACUUUCAGCCUCUGCGGUGUCUGCCAACACCCAACACUGCGGGGGACGCCCGGCUCCGAGCCCCUGGGCUGGAGGUCCCGGCCACUGUGUCUGGGGACAGAGCGACUUUCGUGGUCUGAGCAUGACAGAGCAUCCACGGUGCCCGAGGACGUCUCUCUCAGGGAGGAGAGCCAGGUCUCUGGACAGGUCACAGAAUCCCCGGAAGGACUCGGAGUCGUGCGACUGCCACUGCCUUUCCCUACUCACGCCCCCCUCCAGGAGGGCGCUUCAGGGGACAGCCAGUGAUGGGACCAGAUGCCCCAAGAGCCCAGCUCAGUCAGCAGAGGCUCAGGGCACCACAGCCGCAGCCCUAAGCCUGGAGGGGCCCAGGGAGUUUCUCCCCAGCGAGCGCAGACCUCCACCGGACACCAAGAAGGACAAGGCCCAGAGGCGGGCCCAGCAGGGCUGGCUGAAGACUGUGCUGAACUUCGUCCUCAGGGUGGGCCCUGAGGAGCCUGAAGAAAAGGGCAGCAGGAGGGCGAAGGGGAAGGAGGGUUUCCCCCAGCCUGCAGAAACCCCCGAGUCACCGGGACAGCCAGCUUCCAGGAAAAAAGCCCACGACAAGAAGGAUACCUGCAGGAAACACAGUCACAAGAAACAAUGUGCCGACAAAUCCCAGAGGGCCCAAGAUCAGGAGGCUGAAGGUCAAGGGGCAGGGCUGCUCAGGAUGGCUGCUGCCUCACUCUCCGUGCAGGCGCACCUGGGCCCAGCACCCUCGGGGGGGGAGGAUUCUGCUCUCCAGCAGUCCUUGCUCACCGAAGGAGGGGGUGUUGGAGUCCUGGAGGGUUCUUCCCAAGCCCCAGGUGACCAGUGGGAAGGGGAGCUCAAAAACCUUGACGAGGAUACUAUACUCCAGAUGAUAGUGGGAUUGCUCCAGAAAGUGGGAGACCAGUGGGAAGAAGAGCUUCAAGCCCUUCUGCCACAGGGACUAAAGCUGGCUCCACAAAACCCGGCACCAGCCUACAGGAAGAAAUCCCAAGAUAAAAAGUCUAGUCUCAAGAGGACAUUUUCUUAUAAGAAACAUAGCUCCGAGGAGCCCAAGAGAGCAGGGGCUACAGAUGUUUCCAGCCCGAAGUCCCGGCCACCCAAGAGACCCAGCUUCCUGCCCCUAUGUGUUGGGGGCCAUCGCCCCUCCAUCUCUAGCAGCCCUGGUGCAGAGGAACCUGAAGUCCAAGAGGCCCUUUCUACAGAUGGUGGGGGUCCAAGUCCCUCUGAGCUUUCUUCCCAAGCAGGAAGUCGGGGACAGGAAGAGGACUUGCAGCUGGACAGAGCCUCAGAAUUCAAAGAAUUCAUCGAGACAAUCAUCACCCUACUCCAAGAUGCCGAGGAGCAGGAGGGAGACAAGCAAUUUCAAGUCCAGGAGCCAGAAGUGGCUGUAGAAAACCUGGCUCCAGCGUACAGGAAGAAAUCCCACGAGAAAAAGCCCAGCUUCAGAAAAGCUUUUUCGCUUAAGAAAUAUGGUUCGAAAGAGCCCAAGAGAGCAGGGGCAGCAGAUGCCACCAGCCCGGAAGCCCGGCCACUCAAGAAGCCCAACUUUCGGCCCCUGUGUGUCGGGGGCCAUCGGUCCUCCAUCUCACCUCCUGAUCUGGACAGCCCAGAGUUCCAGGGGUCCUUGCCGGCAGAAGGGGAACUGGCUGGAUCCUCAGAAGCACCCUCCCAGGCCAGGAGCCACAAGCCAGAAGGGCGACCUCAGGCAGGAGGAGCGUGUGAAUCUAAGGAGCCAAUCAUCCAGAGGCUGGUGGCCCUUCUGCAAGAAGUAGACGGCCAGGUGGGAGAGCAGAUCAGGCGGCACCCCAGCUUUAAGAGGUUUUUCUACAAGCUCUCAGACUCUUCCCUCAGAAAGCUGGCAGCCACCCUGUGCAGCCCGGAGGCCCACUCCACUGAACCGCACAGAAGCUCUGCUGAGAGACGCUACCAGUUUGCCUUUGAGCUGGCUAACAAAUUCGCAGGCAGCAACAGGCACGCCGUCCUCAGCCUCAUGGGACGCCGCUACAGCCGCCGCAGUUACUCCCAGUUCCCCUACGGAGAAGCCCAGCCGAACAUCACAAGUCAUAAUAGCCAAAGUCCAGAUUAAAAGCUGCACUUUGCACUCAAGUUUCCUUGAAUAAGUCAAACAAUUGGCAACUUUAACCAGAAGACCCUGAGGAUGCUUCAUGAUGUCUCAAUCCAGUGCUUCACAGACAAGACUGAAGAGUGGACGGCCAUCUGCAUCCAUGCACCAUUGUGGCUUUAUUGAGACUGAGAUGCACAAAACAUUCUUCCACAAAGCUGGAGGCAGAGGCUGUAUUGGGGGCAAUAAGCACUGGACUGGGAGUUUGGAGAGGAGGGUUUACCCACUGACCUGCCCCAAAGUUGUGACAAGACCCUCUACAUGUCCCCUCACCUCUCCAGACCUUGGAUUCUGGGCUAGACUAGGUGGCCCAUUGGAUUCUUUCUGACUCCCUUAUGCUGAAAUACCUAAAGAGAGGUAGUGAGCGUUUUCAUGCUGUGGCUCCAUACACCCCACUGAGCUGGAUUCUUAAAGUACUUACACAGGGAGGGAGGGAGGAAGGAAGGAAGGGGAAGGGAAGGGAAGGGAAGCACUGAGAUCCAGGCAGUUCUGCCUGGCAUUCCCUGGGAGGCCUUGGGCCUCAACUGGAAUUAUGUAACCAGUGGUUCUAAGUUUGGAGUUAGGGAAGAAAUGGGGGAGCUACCUCAACAGGCACUGGGCCUGAGCAUUGAACCCAGCCAGAGUUAAGGUCUUUGCAAUCUGGGGCCAAACCUAGUGCUAUGUGCCUCUUUUUUUAAAUCAUGUGUUUCCUUGAUUCACAGAGGCUAAAAUAUGCCCACUGUUGUAUAGAAGACCUGCUGAUAUUUUUUAGAUGUUAGCUUUAAACAAGUCUUAGUUCUGAAAAUAAAUUUUUAUUUGCUCUCUCACCUGAAUAUCCACAUGCACUUUAAACAGAGGUGCCCCCAUGCACAACACAUACUUCAUUCAGUUGACUAACAGAGCUUGUCCAUGUGGAUUUGUACAGACCUCCCAGGAACUCUGUAGGCCCCAGAGAGGGGAAACCUAUGGACUGGGGAUUCUUGGUUUCUCAGAAUCCUUCCAACCUUGUAUUCUAUGAUUCUAUGGCCAGAGAAACAAAGCUGAUGUCUUGCACCUCUCCCAUCUCAUAGGCACAUGGCAAGAGUCAGUGAGAAAAUGAAUGUGAAGAGUUUUGAAAAUUACACUGUCUAUACAUGUCAUUAUUCGUACUAUAGCUAUAAUUUGGGUAGUUUUCAGGACGUUGGGGAGGGCUUUAAGCUGGAUCACCAUGGAUGACUGCACAGGUAUGCACUGCUCAAGAGGACCAUACCCCAGGAAGUGCUAUUCACUUCCUAGACAUUGUAGAUUUGUAGAUUUAUGAUAAUUUCUCAGCUGACAGCAGUCAAGUUUCUUGAAAAAGAGAGAGGGUCCUUUUUGUUUUUGCACAGAGGUGAAGUGUGGACUGCUAGACACCCCUCUUCUAUACAGCUGAACAGUUUAAACAGCUUGGCUCAGAUGGACAAUUUGCCACAUGUUUAUUAUCUAUAUGGGCUACGAACAUGCCCUUGGACAUUGCCUGGAACACAAAGUCAGAGAGGAGAGGGUGUUAAAACUCAUUCUUGUCACCCUUGGUAGACACUGUAUUGCUGUGCUGAACCUGUGGGAGCUCCAUGGGGAAGGGGAGAAAUCAAGGGCAAAGAGGCCUUGGGCACUUAGUUGGGACUGAUCCCAAAACUAAGGCAAGGCUUUAGGAAGUUCAACACAGCAUACACUGAACAUUAUUAAACUUUAUUGCUGCUUCUUAGAAAUGGAGGUGAGGUGAGCUGUUUAUGGAUUUCUUUCAGGGAGUGUUCAGGAACCACACCACCAAAAUGUGAAGGAUCAGAAUAAGUGUUGAAAUGAGGGUCAGGAACCUUCUGUGUGUAGUUUCUUAUUUGGAAUGAUAUUUUUUUAGCUUUAUGAGUAUUUGGUAUGAGUUCCUGAUGCUGGCGUCUGAGUCUCAUUUUUGUACAGUGUUAUUUGAGCAAAUAAAGAAAUUGA